AUGGGGACAAGAGCGCCAGCCAUUGGUUUUACAGGUACGACGGUGAUAAGCUGGAUGGGACAGUUCGCGAGAUCCAGUCCAUUGGAUCUGGCUUCUUUCCCAGCUUCCAGGCCGCCAAGUACGAGACCAGCGGCAAUCUCUGCGCCCAUGAUGACAGCAACUAUUUCCUCGUUCCUCCAACAGACCCCAACCGCAGCAAGGAGUAUCCUGCUGGCCAGCUCCUUUUCCGAAAGAUUGCAGUCAUCUACUACCUGA
Molecule: messenger RNA, 255 nt
Organism: Symbiodinium pilosum
Lineage: Eukaryota; Dinophyceae; Suessiales; Symbiodiniaceae
Source: the annotation of a GenBank genome assembly